AUUGGAUCUCCUUUUAGAAGGAAAGGGUCAAUACUUGGGUGUGUUCAUUAAGCUGUUGGCUUGUGAAACAGACAUACUGUACAUAUUGUGUCUGGAAUCAUCAGCCAGGUAGGUAGGUAAUACAAUGAUAUUACUUCUCUUACAAGCUAAUAUUGAUGCGUUGAUUGUGUUACUUUGUAUGAUCAGCUAACCCUAAAUGGUAGGAUAUGCCAUUCAGGCGCAUUCCAAUAGUCUGACAAGAGAGCUAGCGGCUAGCAGGCGAUCUUGUUAUGAUGAAGAGACUGAAGACAAAAUAUUUUACAUUACUGUCAACAACUGAUUUCUGUUUUAUUGUUCCACAUUUGGUAAUGUAGCGAAAUGUGACAUUUUACAUAAACAUUGUAGUCCGUGUGUGAAUGGUGUAUACGUUGAUACAUUGUAAGUUAACAAUCUGUGCCUUUAUUUGUGUUCAGACAGCCAAACGCUACAUUCUUUCCACUUUACCGUUAUAGUGAGCAAUUUUGUUAUUGCGUUCCCCUUAUCUGCGUUCAAGUACUGUUAACUAUUUAAACAUCUCAAUGUUACAAAUACCACAUCAUGACAUCAUGAAUGCAAUGCCAUGCAGACAUGUAUUUGGCUUUCCUGCCUGACUCAUCUGUCCUAUCCUGUCUACAGGACUAUCUAUUUUCUUCCGUUUUAAAUGUCCCAUCACAAGUCUAUGCUGACAUGCUGCCAGCAGCAGCAGUUUAAUAAACAACCAACAGUUGAACAUGUGAAACAAGUCCUGUAACAAUUUAAUGUCAAAGAGCCCGUCAGAAAUGUUUACAUUCUGUAAGACUUGGAACAGCCCUAAUGAGCAGCAAAUGCAGAUGCUGCCUGUGAGCUAUUCACAGGCUUUGAUGUUAACACACUGGAGGAGGUGUCUUUAAUCUUUCUCUCUCUCUCUCUCUCUCUGUCUCUCAUAGGAUGGAAAUCAGGCCGUUGCUCAUGUGCUUUGCCCUCUGCGUGGUCUAUGCCACCAGUAAACCCACCGAGAAAAAGGAACGCAUUCACCACGAUGCACCUCUCAGCAGCCGCGAGCACGACGAUGCUCAGGGCUUCGACUACGACCACGAUGCCUUCCUGGGACAAAAGGAGGCCAAGUCUUUUGACGACCUCAGCCCAGAGGAGAGCAAGCGCAGGCUAGGGUGAGUAGGCUCAAGUCUCUGUCCGGCUGCGUCUCAAUAGUCCAAUGUGGCCACCUUUCCUCGGCUAGGCUGUGUAUCAAUAGUAUCAAGUUGAGGGUAGGGCUGUGACGGUAAUUGAAUGACCGUGUAACUGACGAUUAUGGAUGAAGAGCAUCAUGAAAAUAAAACAGUCAAAACCGUUUAAACAUUCAUUUUAGGAUUUACAUUUUUUAAAUUAACAUUAUUUUCAUGUAGAUAAAACUUACUUAAUAGCGGGAGUGUUUACUAAUGAUUAUAAGCAAAUGUUUUGUUAACUUAGUUUGUCUAUUAAACUUUCUACAUCUUCUCCUCUUUACAACUUUCCUUUGAUGCUUGAGCAGCUAAUUGCUUGAUGAGCGGGAUGUAGAGUGCUAUAGGCUAUGGCACGUCAGUAAAAAAAUUGUUUGAUGUGUUGACUUUUCAUUGCUUGCUAGUAAAUAAAGACAAUUCGCCAAGCCUUUCCAACCUGGCAUGGUAUAAUUUGAUACAGAAUAUUUUCUUAAGUUAUAGACUAAUCAACGCUGAUCAGGCCCGAUUCUGGCCGAUAUGCUGCCCUAAACGAGACCAAAGAAAUUGCCGUCCUCCUAUCCCAACAAAGUAGAAUAGUAGCCUAGGCCUAUACCAUCAUUUCUGCGCUCCAUGUGAGCAAUGCGCAUGUGUCUGGUUUCUCUGACCUAUUAAUGUUGACGGAGAGCGUGCGCCUGAACACGCAUAGAAGUACCUGGCCUGCUUCUCGCAAAUGUCAAAAGUAGGGAAGUGCCCAGCUGGGCUUCUAAGUCAUAUUUUCUUCACCUCACACAGUAAGUCAACGAAGUCCAUUAUAAUAGUUCCUCACAGUAUUUGAAAAAUCUUUAUAACACUCUCCCCCUCGAUAAUCAACGUCGCUGAUAAAUAGGCUAUGGACAUGUUGCGUGUAUUUGUUUCUAUUUUAAUGAUGGUCGUUUUCAUCUUCAUUCUAUAGCAUAGCUGUCCCUUCAUACUUUCAUUGUCAAUUAAUUACACUACCGGUCAAAAGUUUUAGAACACCUACUCAUUCAAGGGUUUUUCCUCAUUUUUACUAUUUUCUACAUUGUAGAAUAAUAGUGAAGACAUCAAAACUAUGAAAUACCAAAUAUGGAAUCAUGUAGUAACCAAAAAAGUGUUAAACAAAUCAAAAUAGAUUUUAUAUUUGAGAUUCUUCAAAUAGCCACCGUUUGCCUUGAUGACAGCUUUGCACACUCUUGGCAUUCUCUCAACCAGCUUCAUGAGGUAGUCACAUGGAAUGCAUUUUAAUUAACAGGUGUGCCUUCUUAAAAGUUAAUGUGUGUGGAAUUGAUUUCCUUCUUAAUGCAUUUGAGCCAAUCAGUUGUGUUGUGACAAGGUAGGGGGGUAUACAGAAGAUAGCCCUAUUUGGUAAAAGACCAGGUCCAUAUUAUGGCAAGAACAGCUCAAAUAGGCAAAGAGAAACGACAGUCCAUCAUUACUUUAAGACAUGAAGGUCAGUCAAUACGGAACAUUUCAAGAACUUUGAAAGUUUCUUCAAGUGCAGUCGCAAAAACCAUCAAGCAUUAUGAUGAAACUGGCUCUCAUGAGGACCGCCACAGGAAUGGAAGACCCAGAGUUACCUCUGCUGCAGAUGAUAAGUUCAUUAGAGUUACCAGCCACAGAAAUUGCAGCCCAAAUAAAUGCUUCACAGAGUUCAAGUAACAGACACAUCUCAACAUCAACUGUUCAGAGGAGACUGCAUGAAUCAGGUCUUCAUGGUCAAAUUGCUGCAAAGAAACCACUACUAAAGGACACCAAUAAGAAGAAGAGACUUGCUUGGGCCAAGAAACACGAGCAAUGGACAUUAGACCGGUGGAAAUCUGUCCUUUGGUCUGAUGUGUCCAAAUUUGAGAUUUUUGGUUCCAACCACUAUGUCUUUGUGAGACGCAGUGUAGGUGAACGGAUGAUCUCCUCAUGUGUGGUUCCCACCGUGAAGCAUGGAGGAGGAGGUGUGAUAGUGUGGGGGUGCUUUGCUGGUGACACUGUCUGUGAUUUAUUUAGAAUUCAAGGCACACUUAACCAGCAUGGCUACCACAGCAUUCUGCAGCGAUACGCCAUCCCAUCUGGUUUGCGCUUAGUGGGACUAUCAUUUGUUUUUCAACAGGACAAUAACCCAACAAACCUCCAGGCUGUGUAAGGGCUAUUUUACCAAGAAGGAGAGUGAUGGAGUGUUGCAUCAGAUGACCUGGCCUCCACAAUCCCCCGACCUCAACCCAAUUGAGAUAGUUUGGAUGAGUCUGACCGCAGAGUGAAGGAAAAGCAGCCAAUAAGUGCUCAGCGUAUGUGGGAACUCCUUCAAGACUGUUGGAAAAGCAUUUCAGGUGAAGCUGGUUGAGAGAAUGCCAAGAGUGUAGAAAAUAGUAAAAAUAAAGAAAAACCCUUGAGUAGGUGUUCUAAAACAUUUGACCGGUAGUGUAUCUUAUAGCCUACUCUCAGGAAAGCCUAAGAUAGGCCUAGGUAUUUUAUUAUGUUUUAGUGAAAGGAUAAAUAUUUGCUCUUGUUUCUGACAUACAGUACGCUGGUGGUUUUGAUUGAUGGGUGCUUUUAUGGGUGUGUGCAUGUGUGAGCUCGCUGAUUCUCUCUAUAGGCCUAAAUGUCCAUUAUGAAAGUUUCCUAAAGUAACCUGUCUGGACUCCAUCUCUUUAAUAAGAAUCAAAUGCUCCUGUCUUGAUUUAAUCUAGUAAAAGGCCUCUUUUCAGUAGCUUAGGCUACAUUAUUUCUCUCAUUACGGCAUCCUCUCGUUGAAGAAAAUAUGUCAAUGCCACUGCCAUCUAAUGAUCGCAGCAGCAGAGUUUGUGACGUUAUGCAAAUAUUUUGGGAAAAGUGGGAGUUAGUUAGAAUGGUUUUGUGCGUCGAAUUAGUAUAUGCAGAAAAGCCAACAGACAAGGACAAGGUAGGCAUUUAUCUUUAUUUUGGCUCCGUUAAUGUUGUGUCAAUACGAAAAUGUGACAGAUCCUCUCCAACCUGGCAUUUCUUACGUUUUUUUAAUUUUGUAUUUUUUUGGGCCCUUUUGCUGUUACAUGUACAUUCUACACACAUUUUAUAUACAUGGCACUUUUUUUCUCACAGUAGUUACAUAGCAAGAAUAAAGUAAUUUGAUAUACAUUACAUCUGGAUAGAUAGUACUUAUACAUUAUACAUCGUGUUCAGUCAUAACUAUUAUAGAACACCCCUCAGCUACUCUCAGUCCAUCCCACCUAUCUCCGUAAACCACCCUCUUAUGAUUUCCAUGUGCCAUAUACAGUGGGGGAAAAAAGUAUUUAGUCAGCCACCAAUUGUGCAAGUUCUCCCACUUAAAAAGAUGAGAGAGGCCUGUAAUUUUCAUCAUAGGUACACGUCAACUAUGACAGACAAAAUGAGGAAAAAAAUCGUGCUUUGCUGCAGGAGGGACUGGUGCACUUCAUAAAAUAGAUGGCAUCAUGAGAAAGGAAAAUUAUGUGGAUAUAUUGAAGCAACAUCUCAAGACAUCAGUCAGGAAGUUAUAGCUUGACCCCAAGCAUACUUCCAAAGUUGUGGCAAAAUGGCUUAAGGACAACAAAGUCAAGGUAUUGGAGUGGCCAUCACAAAGCCCUGACCUCAAUCCUAUAGAAAUUUGUGGGCAGAACUGAAAAGGCAUGUGCGAGCAAGGAGGCCUACAAUCCUGACUCAGUUACACCAGGUCUGUCAGGAGGAAUGGGCCAAAAUUCACCCAAUUUAUUGUGGGAAGCUUGUGGAAGGCUACCCGGAACGUUUGACCCAAGUUAAACAAUUUAAAGGCAACGCUACCAAAUACUAAUUGAGUGUAUGUAAACUUCUGACCCACUGGGAAUGUGAUGAAAGAAAUAAAAGCUGAAAUAAAUCAUUCUCUCUACUAUUAUUCUGACAUUUCACAUUCUUAAAAUAAAGUGGUGAUCCUAACUGACCUAAGACAGGGAAUUUUUACUAGGAUUAAAUGUCAGGAAUUGUGAAAAACUGAGUUUAAAUGUAUUUGGCUAAGGUGUAUGUAAACUUCCGACUUCAACUGUACCUGUAUGAUAACGUGGCAGAGUAAUAUACAUAUAAAAGUACUCAUUGCAAUGUCAAACUGUCACUCAUACAAGGAAGUAUGUCCUCUUUUCAGUAAAAGUUAAUCAACUUAUAGACUUGUUUGCCAGUAAAUGGAGAGGAGGUAGAAUUCCCCCUUUCCCAUCAUCAGAUUAAACUAAUAGGCUGUCACUUUCACAUAGACUGUACUAGAUAUUGGUGUUGACUGUUAUUACAUUGGUAUUAUAGUAAAUAUAGUUUGACCUCUUUUGAACUUAAUUUUUUUUUUUUUAACAGUCUCGCUCUCUCGCUCUUCCCCUUUCUGAGACAGUGUGAUUGUAGAGAAGAUUGAUGGUGACAGUGAUGGUUUUGUCACUGAGGUGGAGCUGAAAGCUUGGAUUAAGAAGGCUCAGAAGAAGUACGUCUAUGAGAACGUGGACCGCCAAUGGAAGGACUUUGAUGUCAACAAUGACGGCAUGAUCUCCUGGGAGGAAUACAGGAACGUAACUUAUGGUACCUAUCUGGGUAAGAAGGGCAUGACGUGAGCAUGCAUGAGCCCGGGAAAUGCAAUUGGUCCAAAACAUAAAUGUGUUUGUUAUGAUUGGUUGGAAAGUUGCAGGGCCUUUAGUAUUAGUUUCACUGAUUGGUUGAUUUACCGUAUCAAUUCAGGUCAGGGUGUAUCAUGUGGGAUUAACUAGAGAUCAUAGCCGCUUCCCUUUGACCCCACAGAUGACUCGGAACCAGAUGACGGUUACAACUACCAGCACAUGAUGGCGAGGGACGAGAGGCGUUUCAAAAUGGCCGACCAGAACAGAGACCAGAUCGCCAACAAAGAGGAGUUCACCGCCUUCCUACACCCAGAGGAGUACGACCACAUGAAGGACAUAGUGGUGCUAGUAUGUGUGUUUCAUUCUCUGUGUUCAUUAGAUUAAGAGGUAUUUGGAAAAAAUGAAACACGGGACCUCUCUAACCAUCCUCCUCUUUCUCCUUGUUUACCCCACAGGAAACCAUGGAGGACAUUGAUAAGAAUGGUGAUGGUUUCAUUGACCUGAGUGAAUACAUAGGUAAGGACUGAAGUGGACAUACUCUGAGUAUACAAAACAUUAUGAACACCUGCUCUUUCUGUGACAUAGACUGACCAGGUGAAUCCAGGUGAAAGCUAUUAUUUCUUAAAUCAAAUGAAAUCAAAUUGUGUUUGUCACAUGCGCCGAAUACAACUGGUGUAGACUUUACAGUGAAAUGCUUGCUUACGAACCUUUCCCAACGAUGCAAAGUUUUAAAAAUGAUAAUAAAUAAAAAAAAAUUAACUAACACGAGGAAUAAAAUAAAAUACACAAGAGUGGAGCUAUCAGAUCAAUGUGCAGAGGUACAAGGUACUUGAGGUACAGUGAGGGAAAAAAGUAUUUGAUCCCCUGCUGAUUUUGUACGUUUGCCCACUGAUAAAGAAAUGAUCAGUCUAUAAUUUUAAUGGUAGGUUUAUUUGAACAGUGAGAGACAGAAUAACAACAACAAAAUCCAGAAAAACACAUGUAAAAAAUGUUAUAAAUUGAUUUGCAUUUGAAUGAGGGAAAUAAGUAUUUGACCCCCUCUCAAUCAGAAAGAUUUCUGGCUCCCAGGUGUCUUUUAUACAGGUAACGAGCUGAGAUUAGGAGCACACUCUUAAAGGGAGUGCUCCUAAUCUCAGCUUGUUACCUGUAUAAAAGACACCUGUCCACAGAAGCAAUCAAUCAAUCCGAUUCCAAACUCUCUACCAUGGCCAAGACCAAAGAGGUCUCCAAGGAUAUCAGGGACAAAAUUGUAGACCUACACAAGGCUGGAAUGGGCUACAAGACCAUCGCCAAGCAGCUUGGUGAGAAGGUGACAACAGUUGGUGCGAUUAUUCGCAAAUGGAAGAAACCCAAAAGAACUGUCAAUCUCCCUCGGCCUGGGGCUCCAUGCAAGAUCUCACCUCGUGGAGUUGCAAUGAUCAUGAGAACGGUGAGGAAUUAGCCCAGAACUACACGGGAGGAUAUUGUCAAUGAUCUCAAGGCAGCUGGGACCAUAGUCACCAAGAAAACAAUUGGUAACACACUACGCCGUGAAGGACUGAAAUCCUGCAGCACCCGCAAGGUCCCCCUGCUCAAGAAAGCACAUAUACAGGCCCGUCUGAAGUUUGCCAAUGAACAUCUGAAUGAUUCAGAGGAGAACUGGGUGAAAGUGCUGUGGUCAGAUGAGACCAAAAUGGAGCUCUUUGGCAUCAACUCAACUCGUGUUUGGAGGAGGAGGAAUGCUGCCUAUGACCCCAAGAACACCAUCCCCACCGUCAAACAUGGAGGUGGAAACAUUAUGCUUUGGGGGUGUUUUUCUGCAAAGGAGACAGGACAACUUCACCCCAUCAAAGGGACGAUGGACGGCGCCAUGUACCGUCAAAUCUUGAGUGAGAACCUCCUUCCCUCAGCCAGGGCAUUGAAAAUGGGUCAUGGAUGGGUAUUCCAGCAUGACAAUCACCCAAAACACACGGCCAAGGCAACAAAGGAGUGGCUCAAGAAGAAGCACAUUAAGGUCCUGGAGUGGCCUAGCCAGUCUCCAGACCUUAAUCCCAUAGAAAAUCUGUGGAGGGAGCUGAAGGUUCGAGUUGCCAAACGUCAGCCUCAAAACCUUAAUAACUUGGAGAAGAUCUGCAAAGAGGAGUGGAACAAAAUCCCUCCUGACAUGUGUGCAAACCUGGUGGCCAACUACAAGAAACGUCUGACCUCUGUUAUUGCCAACAAGGGUUUUGCCACCAAGCACUAAGUAAUGUUUUGCAGAGGGGUCAAAUACUUAUUUCCCUCAUUAAAAUGCAAAUCAAUUUAUAAAAUUUUUUACAUGCGUUUUUCUGGAUUUUUUUGUUGUUAUUCUGUCUCUCACUGUUCAAAUAAACUUACCAUUAAAAUUAUAGACUGAUCAUGUCUUUGUCAGUGGGCAAACGUACAAAAUCAGCAGGGGAUCAAAUACUUUUUUCCCUCACUGUAGGUAUGUACAUGAAGGCAGGGUAAAGUGACUAGGCCUUAUUGAUGUCACUUGUUAAAUCCAGUUCAAUCAGUGUAGAUGAAGGGGAGGAGACAGGUUAAAGAAAGAUUUUUAAGCCUUGAGACAAUUAAGACAUGGAUUGUGUAUGUGUGCCAUUCAGAGGGUGAAUGGGCAAGACAAAAGAUUGAUGUGCCUUUUGAAUGGGGUAUAGUAGUAGGUGCCAGGCGCACCGGUUUGUUUCAAGAACUGCCACGCUGUUUCCUGUGUGUAUCAAGAAUGGUCCACCACCCAAAGGACAUCCAGCCAACUUGACACAACUGUGGGAAGCAUUGCAGAAGGUGUUCCUAAUGUUUGGGAUACUCAGUGUAUAGUCACUUUAUUCUGAGGUCCCCAUUCAAUACAUGUACAAUAUUUAUGUUUCUACCUCCUCAGACACUCUUUCAUCCCCCUCUCCUUUGUUUCAUAGGUGACAUGUACAACCAUGAAGAUGAGAUGGAGGAGCCAGACUGGGUUGCGACGGAGCGUGAGCAGUUCUCAGAGUUCCGGGACAAGAACAAAGACGGGAAGAUGGAUCGGGAGGAGACUAUGGACUGGAUCCUUCCUUCAGACUACGACCACGCAGAGGCCGAGGCCAAACACCUCGUCUACGAGUCUGACUCAAACAAGGUGAGACAAUCUCUCUCUCUCUCUCUCUCUCUAUUGGUUCUCAUUCUAUCUUUCUCCCCCUUUCUCUUUCCCUCACAAUGUCUGUGUCUGUUUAAGCAUUCAAUUGACUAAAUAGCCUUUUUGUUUUUGAUUUCAGGAUGGAAAGCUCAGCAAGGAAGAAAUCCUGAACAAGUACGACCUGUUUGUAGGAAGUCAAGCAACUGACUUUGGCGAGGCGCUAGUACGGCAUGAUGAGUUUUAGAUUAUUUAGUCCUAGCUAGAUAAAACAGUUUUAAACUUGAUUUGAUAAAUGAUAGAAUUUAUUUUGUACGAAACCUAUUCAUACACUACAUUGUCUCCAAUUAGUUUGUGGUUGAUAGCACACAAUAGUUGUGUGUGUUUAUAGUUACUGACUUCCCAUCCCAACACUUCAUUUUGUUGUUCUGUUACAUACAUAGGUAGUUUAGAUUGGUCAUUAUGUUUGAAAUAUGAUGAUAUACUCACAAGCACUGAAUAUUCCUUUUGGAGUUGUAAUAAUUUAUCAUUUUUCCACCAAACCCUUCAUAUGUGGUAAUUAUUUUGUGUUUUUUACAGUCAUGUUUUGAAUGACACUGAUUGUAGUGAUAGCCCAUAAUUUCUUAGUAUAGUUAGUAGAUGAGAGAUGCUACCCAACGUUAGCCUCAUACAUUUCCUUUUACCCAGUGUGUGCCUUCUCAGAGUAGUCUUUUGGGAGCUCAACCUAUGAAGCUGACACUAAAUAUCAGUGGAUCAGAGGGUCAUGGGAACAUGAGUCCACUACAGUGAAAUCAUCCCUCACCCUGCUCUGUUUCUCCAUAAACACUCUGUUUGACCCCCUCUUCUUCAGAUGUACUGUAUUUGUCUAUCAUGACUAGGGCCGUUAUUACAAUGUUACUAAGUUCAUCACUGCUUCUGUAGCCUUCUCUCCUGUCAAUCACUGCCUCUCAAUAGUCUACAGUGGCUUCCUCUCCUUCUCUUCUGUCAAUCACUGCCUCUCAAUAGUCUACAGUGGCUUCCUUGCCUUAU
Messenger RNA from Coregonus sp. 'balchen', 9887 nucleotides. Lineage: Eukaryota; Metazoa; Chordata; Actinopteri; Salmoniformes; Salmonidae. The record is from the annotation of a GenBank genome assembly.